AUGGAGAAAGUAGAUUUGAAAGGAAAGAGAAAGAUAGAGGACGUCUAUGAGAGUCAAGAUGUUCCUCGUCAUCAUUGCUUAGGAAAUUGCAAUCAUGAUGUUCCUGUCGUACAAUUUGCUCCUCCGGAUCCAAAGUUGUUGUCUAUGUAUUUGAAGCCGAAGAUAGACAAUCCUGAAAUUAAGUUUGAACUGAUGCCUUGUAUACCCGAUGUCGAUGUUUAUAAAUAUCAUCCUGAAAAGCUUCUAGAAAAAUACCAACAAAAACCGGCGUAUUUCUAUACCAAGAGGACCAUGAAAUACCCCAAUGGAAAGAGACCCAAUCGAAAUGUGAAAGGACGUGGGUACUGGCGAAUGAUUACAAAAACAGAGCCCGUCAUGGCAGGAAAUACCGAAGUUGGGGAGAAGAGUGGCCUCGUCUUCCAUACCGGUCGUCGAGAAGAUUGUAAACGUAUUACUGAAACCAAUUGGUUGAUGGAAGAGUACCAUAUACCUGGUAGUGACUGGACACUGUGUUGGAUCUAUUUGAAUAUAUAG
This is a messenger RNA of Papaver somniferum (opium poppy), 534 nucleotides long. RefSeq names its product NAC domain-containing protein 72-like. Gene Ontology annotation, molecular function: DNA binding. The coding region runs from base 1 to 534 and encodes 177 amino acids. NCBI's taxonomy places the organism in Eukaryota, Viridiplantae, Streptophyta, Magnoliopsida, Ranunculales, Papaveraceae. The record is from RefSeq and is a predicted model, not a curated record. Gene Ontology annotation, biological process: regulation of DNA-templated transcription. The transcript has 2 exons.